AUGAGGACCUUUUUCCUGGUCUUGCUCUCUCUUCUCCUCUCCGUGCAGGCGAUGAGGGACCAGUCGAUCGCCGUGAAAGGACGUCUUGUUUGCGGAGACAAACCGGCCGCCAACGUGCGGAUCAAGCUCUGGGAGGAGGAUUCGGGCCCGGACCCGGACGAUCUUCUCGAGGCCGGCUACACCGACGCCAACGGAGAGUUCGCGCUGUCGGGAGGAGAAGCCGAGUUGACGCCGAUCGACCCGAUCUUCAAGGUCUAUCACGAUUGCGAUGAUAAGUUUAUUGUGCGUGACAUUUCGUGCGUGUCAAUUUGCGAGUUUGCUUUCAGCCGGGCCAUCGUAAGGUCAAAUUCCUGAUCCCGAAGAGCUACAUCACGCAAGGAAAGGUGCCGAAGAAGACGUUCGACCUGGGAGUCCUGAACCUUGAGACCAUUUUCCCGAAGGAAGAGCGUGAGCUCAUCGUCUCGAGAAGACGUCGUCACUACAAGAAGGAGUACUUUGCCGACGAGGAAUAG
Messenger RNA from Caenorhabditis sp. 36 PRJEB53466, 512 nucleotides. NCBI's taxonomy places the organism in Eukaryota, Metazoa, Nematoda, Chromadorea, Rhabditida, Rhabditidae. The record is from the annotation of a GenBank genome assembly.